Vicia villosa (hairy vetch) is the source of this 714-nucleotide messenger RNA. RefSeq lists its product as uncharacterized. The transcript has 2 exons. Lineage: Eukaryota; Viridiplantae; Streptophyta; Magnoliopsida; Fabales; Fabaceae. The record is from RefSeq and is a predicted model, not a curated record. The coding region runs from base 1 to 714 and encodes 237 amino acids.
AUGGUUAAUAGAAACCAAACUGCUGACGAAGUGAUUCAUAGGGUUAGACAAAUUAACCAGAUGGAGACUAAUUUGACUGCUAUGAUAGAGAGGAUCAUGGCCCAAAAUGGUCUGAACACCGAACUUCGAAGGCCAAAUUAUACAUCCCCUUUAACAGAUUAUGUUUUACAAACUGAAUUUCCCAGGGGUUGCAAGAUCCCUAAGUUUACCAAAUUUUCAGGGGAUACUAGUGAAUCUACCAAAGAGCACAUAGCCAAGAAUAUGACAAAGGCUGGAGAUUUGGCAAACAAUGAGGAUCUGAGGAUGAAGUUUUGUUUGUUAAAAGCUAGAUGCUUUACAGUGGUGUCUGAACACCAAUUAGUCGAAAUGGCCGUUGGAGGUUUAGAUUACUCUAUCAGGAAGAAAUUUGACACUCAAUAUAUGCGAGAUAUGGCCCAAUUGGCUGAUAGGGUUGCCUACGUCGAAGUACACGAAGGAGAACCGGAGAUCUUCGAGGACCAAUAUGGUUUUGAAGACUAUGAAGUAGAUCUAGCCGAAUUAAAGGAAGCAGGCCCCUAUACCUGCAAGAUGAUCACACCAUCGAACGGAAAAAAUCCCGUUGAAAUUGAAAAGAAUGAUAAGUUUCCUAAGAAAACAUACACAUUCUCCAUAACUAAAUGUGAUGAAAUAUUUGAUUUGCUUGUAAAAGUUGGCCAAAAUGGUUUUGCCUCCUAA